Messenger RNA from Pseudomassariella vexata, 879 nucleotides. RefSeq lists its product as uncharacterized. The coding region runs from base 1 to 879 and encodes 292 amino acids. NCBI's taxonomy places the organism in Eukaryota, Fungi, Ascomycota, Sordariomycetes, Amphisphaeriales, Pseudomassariaceae. The record is from RefSeq and is a predicted model, not a curated record. The transcript is spliced from 3 exons.
AUGCUCCCCCGUGACCGUCCAUUCUUCCUGUUCCCUGCUUCUUGCUCCCCAUGGAUUCUGACAAUUACGCCUCGCAAUCCCACCGUCCGACUCAAGUCAUUAGAGCUGACCAUGGGUCCCUAUGACGACGAGGGCGACGUGAAUCUUACCUCGUAUCUGGAACAGUUACCUAACACGCUGGAGGACUUGUUUGCACACCGAGAAGUGUCGGUCUGGCCCGAUUCUCCAACAGAUGAAGAUUACAUGCCAUUCUGGGACGACAUCUGGGACGCCAUCCAGCACCAACGGGCAACGCUUCGUCGGAUGGUUUUGCAGAUCAAACCGACCGAGGAUUGGGGCCACAGCUGGAAAGUGGGCGACGUGUUCAACCUCGGCCUCCCACGAGAGGACGGUUUCCUGGACGAUCCACUUUCGGGCUUCGAUUUGGAAUUCGAGCCUUUCACAAAAAAGGAGACACUCAAGACGCUUCAUAUCCGAGCACCUCUGGACAUGGUUAGGAAGGCGCCUCGGGAUGACGCGGUGGAUCCGUCCGCGGAGCGCCCCAAGAUCGGGCUGUGGGAGUUCUAUGACCUGGCCAACUGGAUCUUCGGGCCCGAGGGGAUCCCAUCACUCGACCUGCUAGUUUACGGCGACUUCACCGGCCGCGGUUGGACCUGGAAACAAUCCGACGACAUCUUCUUCAUCCGCCGGAGGAGACGGCAGCAGCAGCCACUACGGGAAGAGGCGGGACAUGAGGACCCAGAACAACAACAACCAUGGGACUUCUAUGUCCCCGAUACAAGCACGAAUUCAGGCGAAGAUGCAACCUUGAACAAGUUGAUCGUGGACAAUUUUGAUUUUCUCGAGGCAUUGCCUCUGAAAAUUUCGGGCUACGCAUAG